Messenger RNA from Cryptomeria japonica (Japanese cedar), 558 nucleotides. RefSeq lists its product as uncharacterized. The record is from RefSeq and is a predicted model, not a curated record. The transcript has 2 exons. Bases 1 to 558 code for a protein of 185 amino acids. Lineage: Eukaryota; Viridiplantae; Streptophyta; Pinopsida; Cupressales; Cupressaceae.
AUGGCAGGAUAUCUGGGGUAUUUCAAAACAUAUAGGCAGGUACGUGAGCGCUUUACAUGGAAAGGGCUCAAGUUGGAUGUUCUUAGAUAUGUUAGAGAGUGCCCUGUUUGCCAGCAGAAUAAACAGGAGCACACUUACCCUGCAGGACUACUCCAGCCACUUCCUAUUCCUAACAGGAAGUGGCAAUGCUUAUAUGUGGAUUUCAUCACGGGCUUGCUGAAAGCCCAAGGGAGGGAUUGGCAGCAGAAGGCUUGGGUGAAGUGGAUUUAUCUCUAUGAGUAUUGUUAUAAUACCACUCACCACAUAUCUAUUCAGAUGACAUCGUUUUUGGCUUUGUAUGGGUAUGAGGUGCCCAGUUUUCUAGAUUUACUACUGAGUGAUAGUAGAGUGCCUAGUGCUGGUGAUUUGUUGCAGAAGAGCCAGGACAUUUUAAAGACUCUCAAGGAGAAUAUUGCUAAGGCACAAAAUCAGCAGAAGCAGUAUGCAGACCAGAAGAGGACUAAACAUUCAUUUGAGGUAGGAGAUAUGGUGUAUCUGAUGCUACAGCUCUAUUGUUAG